Molecule: messenger RNA, 645 nt
Organism: Linum tenue
Lineage: Eukaryota; Viridiplantae; Streptophyta; Magnoliopsida; Malpighiales; Linaceae
Source: the annotation of a GenBank genome assembly
AUGGCGAUCCUCUCCGACAUCGAAGAAACCCAGUCCAACCAAACCCAGAAUUCUCCCCCUCCAACCAAUCCCCAGCCGGCAGCGGCGGAGAAGGAGAAGAAGGAGGACAACACCACUUCUCUGCUUCCAAAUUCCGGCAAUGGGCUCGACCUGGAGAACUAUUCGUGGGGACAGAGCCUCGAGGAGGUGACGAUCACCGUUCCGGUCCCUGCCGGAACCAAAUCUAGGCAGAUUGUGUGCGAGAUCAAGAAGAAGUCUCUGAAGCUAGGGCUCAAGGGCGAGCCGGCGAUGAUCAUCGACGGCGAGCUGUUCGGACCGGUGAAAGUGAGCGAUUCUUUCUGGCAAUUGGAGGAUCAGAAGACCGUCUCUGUUCUGCUGACGAAAUUCGAGGAGAAGAACAAGAGCUGGUGGAAGUCGCUGGUGAAGGGAGGGCCGGAGAUUGAUACCCAGAAGGUGCAGCCGGAGAACAGCAAGCUGAGCGAUUUGGAUCCGGAGCUGAGGUCGACGGUGGAGAAGAUGAUGUUCGACCAGAGGCAGAAGCAGAUGGGUUUACCCACCAGCGACCAGAUUCAGCAGCAGGACCUCUUGAAGAACUUUGAUUUCUCCAAGAUGAAGCAGGUCGACAAGUUCAGCAAUAUGCCUUGA